Molecule: messenger RNA, 981 nt
Organism: Alternaria triticimaculans
Lineage: Eukaryota; Fungi; Ascomycota; Dothideomycetes; Pleosporales; Pleosporaceae
Exons: 3
Coding region: 1-981 (326 amino acids)
Molecular function (GO): NADP binding; N,N-dimethylaniline monooxygenase activity; flavin adenine dinucleotide binding
Source: RefSeq, a predicted model, not a curated record
AUGUCAAACUUUGACGCCGUAGUUGUUGCGUCCGGCCAUUACCACACACCAAGGAUUCCCGACACGCCUGGACUGGCAGAAUGGAAGCGACGAUUUCCUGGUAGAGUGCAGCAUUCGAAAAGCUACCGAAGGCCCGAGAAUGCCGAACACAAGGUCGGUGCGCGCCAGACUGAGCGAAACGACGUCCUUAACUAUCUACUUGUCGGUGCAAGUGUAUCCGCAACGGAUAUUGCUCGUGAGCUGAGCCCGUACGCAAACAAGAUUUUACAGAGCCAAAGAAAUGGCAAAUUUGAUCUACCUCCUAGCAUGCUUCCAGAGAAUGCAUUUCGCAUCGAAGAGGUUGCGUCGUACGACGAACCACACGUGAACGCAUCGGCACCACUGAACCCCGACGAAGCGAUCCCAGCCACCAUCACAUUAAAGUCAGGCGCAAAGAUCUGUGAUAUCCACCAUGUCAUACUUUGCACUGGCUACUAUCUCACCCUGCCUUUCCUACCGCAGCUCACUUCGGACGAGACGCCAGUCGAGCAUGCCGACGACGCGGUGUUGGUGACGGAUGGUACACAAUUCCACAAUCUACACAAAGAUAUCUUCUACAUUAACGAUCCGACCCUCGCCUUUGUUGGCGUGCCUUUCUUCACGGCCACCUUCACGCUAUUCGAGUUUCAAGCCAUGGUCGUUGCAAAGGUGUUCUCAGGCCAGGCCAGGCUUCCCAGCAAUGAUGUUAUGCGGUCGGAAUACUACGCACGCGUGAAGAGCAAAGGUUAUGGCAAGUCGUUUCAUAGUCUGCGAGAUCAAGAAGCGAGCUAUGUCAACGAGCUUAUAGACUGGGUCAAUGCUGACCUACAAGAAGCCGGCAAAGAUAAGUUGCAUGGCCAUACCGAGAAGUGGCAUCGCGCAAGGGCGGAGCAGCUUGAGAGGAUGAAGGCUUUCUUUGCUAACCCCAUAACUGAGAAGCGGUUUGAAGCGACGUGUACAUGA